AUGGAGCGCGCUCGCCGACUCGCCAACCGGGCGAUUCUCCGACGCCUGGUUCAUGAGUCCAGGCAGCAGCAGCGCCAUGCAACUUCUUCCUAUUCUUCGCCGGCGUCAUUCAUUCCUGCAAGGUAUUUCUCCUCUCUAUCUCCUUCCGUAUUCCCAAGCACGGCUUCUCGAUCUGCCGAUAUUGGGUUCGGUCUUGGGUACCAGACUCGAUCGAUUUCUGUCGAAGCCUUGAAGCCCAGUGAUACUUUCCCUCGUCGACACAACUCUGCCACCCCGGAUGAACAAAGUCGAAUGGCUGAGUCGUGUGGCUACUCCACCCUGGAUUCCCUUAUCGAUGCCACCGUCCCCAAAUCUAUCCGGAUUCAACCCAUGAAGCUCCCCAAGUUCGACGAGGGCUUGACGGAGAGCCAAAUGAUCGAACACAUGAAGAAAUUGGCUUCCAAGAACAAAAUUCUCAAAUCCUUCAUUGGGAUGGGCUAUUAUAACACCUACGUCCCCAGUGUCAUUCUGAGAAACAUCAUGGAGAAUCCCGGUUGGUAUACCCAGUACACUCCUUACCAGGCCGAGAUAUCCCAGGGGCGUCUUGAAUCCUUGCUCAACUUCCAGACCAUGAUCACGGAUCUUACCGGCCUACCCAUGUCCAAUGCUUCUCUUCUCGACGAAGGAACUGCUGCUGCAGAGGCAAUGGCCAUGUGUAACAACAUCCAGAAGGGAAAUAAGAAGACUUUCGUUAUUGCCAGCAACUGUCACCCGCAAACUAUUGACGUUUGCAAGACUAGAGCCGGUGGAUUCGAUCUCAACGUUGUCACUGCCGAUCUGAAGGAUUUUGAUUACAAAUCCGGUGAUGUCUGUGGUGUUUUAGUUCAGUAUCCCGGCACCGAGGGCGAGGUUUUGGAUUAUGGAGAGUUUGUAAAGAAUGCUCACGCACAUGGUGUCAAAGUUGUUGUGGCGACGGAUCUGUUGUCACUGACAAUGUUGAAGCCCCCUGGUGAAUUCGGGGCUGAUAUUGUCGUUGGGUCGGCUCAGAGAUUUGGUGUUCCAAUGGGGUAUGGAGGUCCUCAUGCUGCAUUCCUUGCUACAUCCCAGGAAUACAAGAGGAUGAUGCCGGGAAGAAUUAUUGGUGUCAGUGUCGAUUCAUCAGGGAAGCCUGCUUUGCGUAUGGCAAUGCAGACCAGGGAGCAGCAUAUCCGGAGAGACAAGGCCACCAGCAACAUCUGCACUGCACAGGCGUUGCUUGCAAAUAUGGCUGCUAUGUAUGCGGUCUAUCAUGGACCAGAAGGACUUAAAACAAUUGCACAGCGAGUCCAUGGACUUGCUGGGACUUUCGCACUUGGGCUGAAGAAACUUGGAACAGUGGAUGUCCAAGGUCUUCCUUUCUUUGACACAGUGAAGAUCAAAUGUGCUGAUUCAAAGGCAACCGCUGAUGCUGCUUACAAGAGUGAGAUAAAUCUUCGGAUUGUGGAUGCAAACACUAUAACUGUGUCAUUUGAUGAAACAACCACCUUAGAAGAUGUGGAUAAACUCUUCCAAGUGUUUGCUUGUGGCAAACCUGUGACAUUCACUGCAGCAUCUCUUACACCAGAGGUUCAGUCUGUCAUCCCACCAGGGCUCGUAAGACAGAGCCCAUAUCUUACCCACCCAAUUUUUAACACGUAUCAUACAGAGCACGAGCUCCUCAGGUACCUUCAUCGACUGCAAUCAAAGGAUCUCUCGCUAUGCCACAGCAUGAUUCCCCUGGGAUCCUGUACAAUGAAAUUGAAUGCAACGGUGGAGAUGAUGCCUGUGACAUGGCCUAGCUUUGCAGACAUUCAUCCCUUUGCCCCUACUGAGCAAGCUCAGGGGUAUCAGGAAAUGUUCAAAGAUUUAGGUGAACUUUUGUGCACCAUCACUGGAUUUGAUUCUUUUUCACUGCAACCAAAUGCUGGUGCUUCUGGGGAGUAUGCUGGGUUGAUGGUUAUUCGUGCAUACCAUAUGGCAAGAGGAGAUCAUCACCGUAAUGUUUGCAUUAUACCUGUCUCGGCACACGGAACCAAUCCUGCAAGUGCAGCUAUGUGUGGAAUGAAAAUUGUUUCUGUUGGAACUGAUGCCAAGGGAAACAUCAAUAUUGAAGAGUUGAGGAAGGCUGCUGAGGCUAAUAAAAACAACCUAGCUGCUCUUAUGGUUACAUAUCCUUCAACUCAUGGAGUGUAUGAAGAAGGCAUUGAUGAGAUAUGCAAGAUAAUUCAUGACAAUGGGGGUCAAGUUUAUAUGGAUGGGGCUAACAUGAAUGCACAGGUAGGACUCACAAGCCCAGGUUGGAUUGGAGCAGAUGUUUGCCAUCUCAAUCUCCACAAAACAUUUUGCAUUCCACAUGGUGGAGGCGGUCCUGGCAUGGGUCCAAUUGGUGUGAAGAAACACUUGGCACCAUUUUUGCCAUCUCAUCCUGUGGUAUCUACGGGUGGUAUACCAGCUCCUGAUAAAUCCCAGCCACUUGGUACCAUUUCUGCUGCACCUUGGGGUUCUGCACUUAUUUUACCAAUUUCCUAUACCUACAUAGCUAUGAUGGGGUCCGGGGGACUCACAGAAGCAUCAAAGAUAGCGAUAUUGAAUGCAAACUACAUGGCAAAGCGUUUGGAGAACCAUUACCCCAUUCUUUUCCGUGGUGUAAAUGGGACAGUUGCUCAUGAAUUCAUCAUUGAUUUAAGAGGUUUCAAGAAUACUGCUGGAAUAGAGCCUGAAGAUGUUGCAAAGAGACUUAUGGAUUAUGGAUUUCAUGGACCAACAAUGUCAUGGCCAGUGCCUGGUACUCUUAUGAUUGAACCAACAGAGAGUGAAAGCAAGGCUGAGUUAGACAGGUUUUGUGAUGCUCUUAUAUCUAUUAGACAAGAAAUUGCUCUGAUUGAGAAUGGGAAGGCUGAUAUUAACAACAAUGUCCUCAAGGGAGCUCCUCAUCCCCCAUCCUUGCUCAUGGCUGAUGCAUGGACAAAACCAUAUUCACGGGAAUAUGCAGCCUUUCCUGCUUCAUGGCUUCGCACUGCCAAGUUCUGGCCUACAACAGGACGUGUUGAUAAUGUCUAUGGUGAUCGCAAUCUCAUCUGCACGCUUCUCCCAGCAUCACAAGUUGUUGAAGAACAAGCUGCAGCCACUGCAUAGUCUUUGGCUUGCUACAUCUGGUUGGAAGUGUUUCGACUAAAUUGGAAUCAACUUCAUAUUUCUUCCUCUUAAAUGUAUAUAAACAGUCCAUAUUUGUGCCAUUCAUGUGCAGCUGCAGCUGCCAACUUUCCAGCUUAAUAUAUCAGCUGCUUCAAAAUUCAUAUACAUUUGUUGCUGGUUGCAACUCAGGUGUUGUAAUUACUUAUCAGUGGCUCACUCUUUAGGAUCUUGCAUCAUAUCAAAUUAUCACUUCUAGUUUGGAAAGGGGUUUUUAAGAUAA
Messenger RNA from Nelumbo nucifera (sacred lotus), 3412 nucleotides. RefSeq names its product glycine dehydrogenase (decarboxylating), mitochondrial. Gene Ontology annotation, biological process: glycine decarboxylation via glycine cleavage system. The record is from RefSeq and is a predicted model, not a curated record. Gene Ontology annotation, cellular component: glycine cleavage complex; apoplast; mitochondrion. Lineage: Eukaryota; Viridiplantae; Streptophyta; Magnoliopsida; Proteales; Nelumbonaceae. Gene Ontology annotation, molecular function: pyridoxal phosphate binding; glycine dehydrogenase (decarboxylating) activity; glycine binding.